AAGGCAGCGGAGUCAGGAGAAUGCGGGACGAUAAGCAGCAGCCCGACGAGGCUGUCCAUGUUUAGAUACACUCACCGAGGCCUUGCACUUAGGAAACAAUGCAUGUUUCUGUUAAAUUUAGCGAGGUUAUCGUGUACUCUUCUCUCCCUUAGGCAGUGAUUCUCAGCUCCACAGGGACUACAGAGGGAAGUGGCAGAACGGAGAGGCCGAGGACAGAUCAGAUCAGCACUAUGGAUCAACCAUUUUCCUCUGUCACACUGAAACUAUGUAUGACUUUAGCUUUUUUUGUGCAAGAGACACACUCAACUUCGCUCAAUAGCACAUACUCAGGACAGUCCCAGAGCAAUGAAACCUCUAGCUGUGGUGGCAGUCAUGAGUGUAAGCCUGGUGUGAUUUUUCCCGUAUGGCUGCCUCAGAACCCACCUUUUGGUGAAAUGCUGGCUCGCGCCAUCAUUUAUUUUGUGGGUCUAUUCUACAUGUUCCUGGGCGUCUCUAUAAUCGCAGAUCGCUUUAUGGCAUCCAUUGAAGUCAUCACCUCACAGGAAAAGCAGAUCACCAUCAAGAAACCCAACGGUGAAAUCACCACCACCACGGUGCGGAUCUGGAACGAGACCGUCUCCAACCUGACUCUCAUGGCACUGGGCUCCUCGGCGCCUGAGAUCCUGCUCUCCGUGGUGGAGGUGUGUGGGCACGGCUUUGAUGCCGGUGAGCUGGGCCCCAACACUAUCGUGGGGAGUGCAGCCUUCAACAUGUUUGUCAUAAUUGGGCUAUGUGUGUCUGUCAUCCCGGACGGAGACCACCGCAAGAUCAAACACCUGCGGGUCUUUUUUGUCACUGCGUUCUGGAGUAUAUUUGCUUACACCUGGCUGUACCUGAUCCUAGCCGUCAUCUCACCUGGCCAGGUGGAGGUGUGGGAAGGCUUGGUGACUCUCUUCUUCUUCCCUGUUUUUGUGUUAUUUGCAUGGGUGGCUGACCGAAGACUGCUGUUCUACAAGUACGUGCACAAGCGCUAUCGCGUGGGCAAACGGAAGGGCAUGAUCAUUGAGACGGAGGGUGAGCCUGAACUCCAGUCGAAAGCAGACAUUGAGAUGGACGGACAGGUGUUGAACGCCCACGCAGAGGAGCUCAUGGAUGGGGUGAUGGGCGUUGAGGAUAAAGACAUGGACGAAGAAGAGGUCCGGAUGGACAUGGCCAGGAUCCUGAAAGAGCUGAAACAGAAACAUCCCGAGAAGGAGAUUGAGCAGCUCAUUGAGCUCGCAAACUACCAGCUCCUCAGUCAGCAGCAGAAGAGUCGAGCCUUCUAUCGUUGCCAGGCAACCAGGCUCAUGACGGGCGCUGGAAACAUCCUGAAGAAGCAUGCGGCCGAACAGGCCAGAAAAGCCAUUGGACACCACGAGAUGCGCUCCGUGGUGUUUGACAGUGAUCUCUCAUCCAAGCUGUUCUUUGAUCCCUGCACAUAUCAGUGUUUGGAGAACUGUGGCAAGGUGGCUCUUAAUGUGGUUCGGCGAGGCGGCGACUUAACCAGUACUGUGUCGGUGGACUACCGCACUGAAGAUGGCACGGCCAACGCUGGGUCUGACUACCAGUACACCGAAGGUACCAUCAUCUUCAGGCCCGGUGAAACAGAGAAGGAGAUCCGGAUUGAUAUUAUUGAUGACGACAUCUUUGAAGAAGAUGAGCAUUUUGUUGUCCACCUCAGUAAUGUGCGAGUGGUGUCUGCUGGCUCAGGGGCCGGUCCCCACUCAGGGGCCAACCACACAGAGACACUGGCUGGCCUGGGGCUCCCCUCCACCGCCACUGUCACCAUCUUUGAUGACGACCAUGCUGGAAUCUUUACAUUCGAGGAGCCGCUGGUUCACGUCAGUGAAAGUAUUGGCAUGAUGGAGGUGAAAGUUCUCCGUAGCUCCGGGGCCCGUGGCGUGGUGGUGGUGCCCUACAAGACUAUAGCGGGCACAGCUAAAGGGGGCGGGGAAGAUUUUGAAGACACACAUGGAGUGCUGGAGUUCCAGAACGAUGAGAUUGUUAAAACUAUUCAGAUCAAUAUAAUCGACGAUGAAGAGUAUGAAAAGAACAAGAACCUUUUCGUGGAACUUGGAGAGCCCCAGAUAGUGGAGAUGAGUGAGAGAAAAGGUGGGGUGUCUUCCUUUCAUCAGGUCCCCCACUGUCCAAACUAACAGCCCCAUCCUUCU
This is a messenger RNA of Clupea harengus (Atlantic herring), 2189 nucleotides long. RefSeq names its product solute carrier family 8 member 1a (gene slc8a1a). The transcript is spliced from 3 exons. Lineage: Eukaryota; Metazoa; Chordata; Actinopteri; Clupeiformes; Clupeidae. Gene Ontology annotation, cellular component: sarcolemma; axon; postsynapse. Gene Ontology annotation, molecular function: calcium:sodium antiporter activity. Gene Ontology annotation, biological process: cell communication; calcium ion import across plasma membrane; sodium ion transmembrane transport. The coding region runs from base 231 to 2174 and encodes 647 amino acids. The record is from RefSeq and is a predicted model, not a curated record.